Epithele typhae is the source of this 414-nucleotide messenger RNA. Its product is annotated as 40S ribosomal protein S24. The transcript is spliced from 4 exons. The record is from RefSeq and is a predicted model, not a curated record. Lineage: Eukaryota; Fungi; Basidiomycota; Agaricomycetes; Polyporales; Epitheliaceae. Bases 1 to 414 code for a protein of 137 amino acids. Gene Ontology annotation, biological process: translation. Gene Ontology annotation, molecular function: structural constituent of ribosome. Gene Ontology annotation, cellular component: ribosome.
AUGGCCGACAACUCAGCACCGGUCACAAUCCGCACCCGCAAGUUUAUCACCAACCGCCUGCUGGCCCGCCGCCAGUUCGUCCUUGACGUCCUCCACCCGAGCCGCGCGAACGUCUCCAAGGCGGAGCUCUCCGAGCGCCUCGCCGCCACCUACAAGACGGACAAGGACCGCGUUGUCACUUUUGGCUUCAAGACUGUCUUUGGUGGUGGACGGAGCACGGGCUUCGGCCUGAUCUAUGACGAUGAGGCGUCACAGCGGAAGUUCGAGCCCAAGUACCGGUUGAUUCGGUCUGGCCUCAUGGUUGCACCACCGAAGACCAACCGCAAGCUUCGCAAGGAGCGCAAGAACCGUGCGAAGAAGCUCCGGGGUACCAAAAAGUCCAAGGCCUCCGAGCCCGCGAAGAAGGGCAAGUAA